AUGUUCCGUCCCGCUGCCAGAGCGCUCGUUCUCCGCGCGCCUGCCGUUGCAGGCCGUGGUCCGGCCGGCUCGCGAUUGAUAAGCACAGGCCCGGCGCCGAAGUCGAGGUCUUGGAAGAGCACGGCUGUGCGGUUGGGAUUGGCGGCUGGCGCGGUGUACUACUACAACACGAGCAGCGUGUUUGCUCAGGAGCCGACGUUCCGGGAUGAGUCCAUUGGUAAUCCAUUGGCAGUGCAAGACAUGACACAAAAUGCUGAUUCAAUCAUCUCCAUAGUUUCCCUCCGCCCGAAGCCCCAAAAAGACUCUGACAAUGAACUCUCCACCCAAACCCUCGACUCCAUCACCCCCAAGAUCCGGGAAGAACGGCAGCAGCAGCAGCAUGCCGCCGCAUUGGAAGGUGGCCUGAACCCACAAGAGCUGGAGGAAGAAGCCGGCCAGGAAGCCGCAUUCAACCCGGAGACGGGCGAAAUCAACUGGGAUUGCCCGUGUCUGGGCGGGAUGGCCCACGGCCCGUGCGGAGAGGAGUUCAAGGCUGCGUUUAGCUGCUUUGUGUACUCGCAGGAGGAGCCAAAGGGGAUUGAGUGUAUUGAGAAGUUCAAGGGCAUGCAAGAUUGCUUCCGACAACACCCUGACGUCUACGGAGCCGAACUGGAAGAUGAUGAGGAGACCGAAGGCGCUGUUCCCGCUUCCUCCCCCGACACCGCCGCCCCCGCUGCCGAAGGAGAAGCCCCCUCCGACUCCGAUGAGAAGCGUGCUCGCGCCAAGGACGUCCACGCUCAAAUGAAGGCCGAUGCCGCUGAGAAGGGCGAGCACACUGAUAGCGAACUCCUGCCCAAGGCUGUGCACGACGCCGAGGACAAGAACGAGCCAUUCCAGAAGACGGAGAAAUAA
Penicillium lagena is the source of this 891-nucleotide messenger RNA. Its product is annotated as coiled-coil-helix-coiled-coil-helix domain-containing protein. Gene Ontology annotation, molecular function: protein-disulfide reductase activity. The transcript is spliced from 3 exons. NCBI's taxonomy places the organism in Eukaryota, Fungi, Ascomycota, Eurotiomycetes, Eurotiales, Aspergillaceae. Bases 1 to 891 code for a protein of 296 amino acids. The record is from RefSeq and is a predicted model, not a curated record. Gene Ontology annotation, cellular component: mitochondrial intermembrane space. Gene Ontology annotation, biological process: protein import into mitochondrial intermembrane space.